Messenger RNA from Lethenteron reissneri (Far Eastern brook lamprey), 3327 nucleotides. RefSeq names its product chloride channel protein ClC-Kb-like. The record is from RefSeq and is a predicted model, not a curated record. Gene Ontology annotation, cellular component: plasma membrane. Gene Ontology annotation, molecular function: voltage-gated chloride channel activity. Gene Ontology annotation, biological process: chloride transport; transmembrane transport. Lineage: Eukaryota; Metazoa; Chordata; Hyperoartia; Petromyzontiformes; Petromyzontidae.
GGAUACAUUCUCAGAUAAGUGAGCUGCCCCAUUCUACCUGCGCGUGUGGCCGUCUUUCCACAACACUUUAGCAUCUUUUAUAUGAGCUCCGGUCAUAGGCUGUUGCGCACAGUUUUCCCUGACACACCGACAGAGCGAUAGAGAGACAGAGGGUAAGAGAGAGAGAGACAAAGGCAGCUCCGUUUGUCUUCAUCUUACACAAUCGUCGAAAAAGUCUCCGUGCCAACCGCUCGGGUUUUCUGGGCUAGAACCGUGAGCAAGUCCACGGUAACUCCCUGAGAACACAGCAUUUUUUUCAGUGGAGGGUGGGUGGAGGCAUGGCCACCCAUCAGCAAGGUUACACGCCCGACUACCCGUUCCUGGACCCACGAUUCUCUCCAUCGGCAUCGGCGGCGGCUGCCAGCGACGCCGCGAGAUCCACGGAGGAGGAGGAGGAGACGGAGGAAGACGAAGCGCCCGGAGUCAACGGCGUGGCGCGUGAGAGGCGACGGAAGGAGAGGGAUCUCCUGGUGGACGAGAAGGACCACGCGGACCGCACGCAGAGGAACGGCACCCACUGCUGCAGGGACGCGCUCGGCGGCAUCGUCAGGUUUUUACGCCCGGUGUACCGAUGCGUACGUCACCUGAUCCUGAGGUUCGGGGAGGAUUGGAUAUUCCUCUUCAUCCUCGGCAUCUCCAUGGCCACCAUCAGCUACUGCCUGGACGUGGUCAUCGGGCGAUUCCAGCGAAUCAACCUGCAUGUGUACGACUCGCUGGAGAACUACCGGGUGCUGCAGUACUUCUCGUGGGUGCUCUACCACGUCAUCCUCAUGGUCGGCUCCGCCGGAGUGGCUCAGCUCAUCUCGCAGCAGGCGAUCGGUUCGGGUAUCCCCGAGAUCAAAGUGUCGCUGCGCGGUGUCGUGCUGGAGGAGUUCUUCACCCUCAAGACGAUGGUGGCGAAGCUCAUCGGCAUCACGUGCACGCUCGCUGCGGGCAGCACCAUCUUCCUGGGCAAAGUGGGACCAUUUGUGCACAUGAGCUGCAUCCUCGCCACUCAGUUUGGCCGACUAAUCGUGAAAUUUGCUGGGAAGAAGGAGAACGAGGGCCGCAAGUACGAGAUGAUCGUGGCUGGUGCCGCGGUGGGGGUGGCUUGCUGCUUCGUGGCCCCAGUAGGAGGAGUGCUGUUCAGCGUGGAGACCACGGCCACUCACUUCGCGGUGCGCAACUACUGGCGCGGGUUCUUCGCUGCCACGUGUGCCGCCCUCAUGUUCCGCCUGCUCGCCAUCACCAACGGAGAGAAAGAGACGGUGGCUGUGCUGUUCACCACCAGCUACCAGGUGGAGUUCCCUUUCGACCUGCCCGAGUACUUCUCCUUUGCCAUCCUCGGAGUUCUGUGUGGCUGCCUUUGCUGCGUCUAUUUGUUUUGCCACCGGAACCUGCUCAUCUUCAUGAUGAACAACAAGACCAUCUCCAAGUUCAUGGCCAAUAACAAGGUGCUGUACUCGGGCGUGUUGACGCUCAUCCUGGCCAGCAUCACCUUCCCCCACGGCUUCGGGCAAUACAUCGGAUCGCGGCUGACCAUGAAGGAGCACCUGGCGACCUUUUUCGACAACCGCACGUGGGGAAUCGACAGCGUGAACCUGAGCAACGUGACCCUGCAGCCUCCCAACCCCACCUAUCACGACCAGUGGCUGCAGUGGACGCACACGGGCCUCACCUCGCUCCACAUGCUCGCCAUGUUCGCCGUGUUCAAGUUUUUCAUGCUGAUCCUCGCCACCACGUUGCCUGUUCCCGCUGGUUAUUUCCUGCCCGUGUUUGUGUACGGUGCCGGACUCGGACGUCUCUAUGGAGAGCUCAUGGCCAAGAUGUUCCCGGAUGGAAUCAUCGCCGAAGGAGUCACCAUUCUGAUCCACCCGUCCGCCUAUGCGCUUGCAGGCGCGGCGGCGUACUCGGGGGCGGUGACGCACACGCUCUCGACGGCCGUGCUUGUGUUCGAGCUGAGCGGGCAGAUGUCGCACAUCCUGCCCGUUCUCAUCGCGGUGCUGAUCGCCAACGCCAUCAGCCAGCGGCUGCAGCCGUCCUUCUUCGACGGCAUCAUCAUCGUAAAGAAGCUGCCCUUCAUGCCCAUGCUCGCCAUGGGGAAGACAGAAUCUCACGACGUGAUGGCUGAGGACUUCAUGACGACCGACGUGAAGUACGUGACGAAGGAGAGCACCUACAAGGACGUGAAAGACCUGCUGAUGAAAACCAAAAUCCGCGUCUUCCCCCUGGUCGACUCCAACGAGUCGCGCGUGCUGCUGGGCUCCAUCAAGCGCAUGGAGCUCAUCCGCCUGGUGGGCGACCAGCUGAGCUCGGAGCGCCGGCUGGAGCACCUGCGGCGUCGGCUGCUGGCGGAGCACGCGAGCGGCGAGGAGCAGCACCACGACUACCUGCACGAGGUCCUCUACCCUUGCCCGUCCAAGCGAGGACGUCCGUCGCGGAGGCGGAGCGAUCUUUUGCCUGGCAAAAGUAGGAUGCCAAGGUACACGUUGGAAGACAGGAGUGGCUCAAAGAAGAGGUCAAUGGUUCUCCUCAGUGGCGAGGACAUCAUUCCAAGGCCCAGCGACCAGUUUGAAUCGAAGAAAGUGAAACUCCUAUUGGGGGAUGGGCACGCUAUCUUGGAAAGCAUGACAGAUGAGGAGAUCGAAGAGUGGGAACGGCAGCAGCUGGAGCAGGUCAUCUGUCUCGACGGGGUCACCAUAAACCCCGCUCCGUACCGGAUCAUCCAGACCGCCUCCUUACACAAGGUGUACGACCUCUUCAAUCUGCUGGGCCUGAGGAUCUGCUACGUGACGGCACUCGGAAAACUGGUGGGCGUUGUGUCCCUGAAGGAGCUGAAGCAGGCCGUGGGGGCGACGGUGAAGGGGAACUUCGUGAGGACUGUGCGGCGGAACAGCAAGGUGGACCAACCGCCGGCUCAGAUGCCCGGCGCGGACUCGUCGGGGCCAGGCGGAGCGUCGCAGGACGGCGAUGACAUCUCUCCGGAGCCGGAAACGCGACACCGAAGAGUCUCCUUCCAGGGCUCGGCGGUGUAGGCGGUUGUGUCCGACGACGGUUUUUGCACCGGCUGACGACGCGACGGGUUCGCUUGGUAGGAACGACGCGAGCUGUGGGAGUUCCCUGCUGAUGCUGCGGGGGGGGCACCCAUCUGGCCGAGUCCGUAAACACUUUGACGCCGGCAAGGGAGCGGUUCGCCAUCGGGCAGUCUAAGCUUCUUUCAUUCUUCCCGUAGCUGCCAAUGAACGAUGGAUAGACGCUCGUCGAUCUAUCGAUGCUCAGUGGUGCUGCUUGGUGCAACAGUCGGUGAAG